Messenger RNA from Magallana angulata, 5015 nucleotides. RefSeq lists its product as uncharacterized. Gene Ontology annotation, molecular function: DNA binding; ATP-dependent DNA damage sensor activity; protein binding. Gene Ontology annotation, biological process: DNA repair. The record is from RefSeq and is a predicted model, not a curated record. NCBI's taxonomy places the organism in Eukaryota, Metazoa, Mollusca, Bivalvia, Ostreida, Ostreidae. Bases 43 to 4866 code for a protein of 1607 amino acids. Gene Ontology annotation, cellular component: Golgi apparatus. The transcript has 42 exons.
UAAUUCCUGCCACCCGCGCACUUGCCAAAUUUCGUUCCGUUCAUGAGUUUUCCAGUUUCAAGAGUUUGUCAGUUUAAUAGAAACAAAAUGGAGUGUUUGACAUUAGACUUCGGUCCAUUUGAAGCUGUUCAUCGUUGGAGAAGAAUGCCAGAGUGUGAUGAAUUUGUUGGCGCACGGCGAAGUAAACACACAGUGGUAGCUUACAAAGAUGCUAUUUAUGUGUUUGGAGGAGACAAUGGUAAAAACAUGCUGAAUGAUCUAUUACGGUUUGAUGUGAAGGACAAGUCAUGGGGAAGAGCAUUUACAACUGGGUUUCCCCCUGCACCACGCUAUCAUCAUUCUGCCGUAGUCCAUGAGGAGAGCAUGUUUGUGUUCGGUGGAUAUACAGGAGACAUUCACUCAAAUUCAAAUUUGACCAAUAAAAAUGAUCUGUUUGAAUAUAGAUUUGCGAAAGGACAAUGGGUAGAGUGGAAAUAUGAAGGAAGGAAACCAGUUGCUCGAGCAGCACAUGGGGCUGCUGUGUACGACUGGAAAUUGUGGAUAUUUGCUGGAUAUGAUGGCAACACUAGAUUGGAUGAUAUGUGGACAGUCCCACUGAAUGGAGACCAAAGACAGUGGCAGGAAGUUGAACAAAGAGGAAAUAUUCCACCCACCUGCUGCAACUUUGCUUUGGCUGUGGCCAGGGAUUCCAUGUUCGUGUUUUCUGGACAGAGUGGGGCUAAAAUCACCAAUCAUCUCUUUCAAUUUAAAUUCAAAGACAAUGAGUGGACCAAGAUUUCCACAGAACACAUAUUGCGUGGUGCCCCACCCCCUCCAGAGAAGAGAUAUGGGCACACUAUGGUGGCCUUUGACAGGCAUUUAUACGUGUUUGGGGGAGCCACUGGGCAGACAUUACCCAAUGAACUCCACAGUUUUGAUUUAGAUUCACAGACGUGGUCCAUUACAGAACCUGCUCUCAACAGUCAGGUACCAGCUGGAAGACUUUUCCAUGCAGCCGCAGUUGUGGAUGAUGCUAUGUAUGUUUUUGGUGGAACUGUGGAUAAUAUAGUCAGAAGUGGAGAAAUGUACAGAUUUCAGUUUUCUAGAUAUCCAAAGUGUACCCUUCAUGAGGAUUUUGGAAAGCUUUUAGAAAGUCAACAGUUUUGUGAUCUUUACUUUGUUGUUGGAAAGGAUGGAAUGCGUGACACAAUCCCAGCACACAUAGCUUUGGUUGCAGCUAGAUCAUCCUGGUUAGCAGAGAAAAUUCGUAUGGCCAAGGAGCAGCGAUUUCUGGAAGAGGCCACAAGUUCAAACCCCAUCCAGGUUAUUCUACCAGAGGCAAACCCCACAGCACUCAAACUUGUCCUGUCAUAUAUCUACACGGACAAAAUUCUACCAACCAAAGAGGGGCAGGUAUUUAACAGCAAUGAAGUGAUUCUAUUAAUGAUGGAUGUAUACAGAUUGGCACUUCAGUUUCGGAUGUUACGCCUGGAGCAGUUGUGUGUGCAAUACCUAGAAACAUGUAUUGGUCUAAAGAAUGUUUUAGUAGCUUUACAGAAUGCAUCUAAAAUGAACUUGGAUUUCCUUAAAGAAUACUGUCUGAAGUUUAUUGUGAAAGAGAGUAAUUGUUCUGAUAUUGUGAACAGCAAAGAGUUUGAAAGUUUGGACAAACCCCUGAUGGUGGAAAUCAUUCGUCGCAAACUCACCCCUCCCCCACACGCACGUCUAGUGGCUGAGACCCACAAUGAAGCAGUCAUCAAUAAAUCCCUUGAGCAUGAUCUUGAGGCUUUCAUGAAGAAGGACGGUGGGGAGUUUUGUGACAUUACGCUAAUGCUGGGUGAGACACCCAUUCCGGCCCACAAAGCCAUUUUAGCAGCCCGCUGCAAUUAUUUUGAAGCAAUGUUUAGAUGGAAUGACCCUGAGAAUCACACAGUCAAGAUUGCUAUUGGAGAGAUGGUUCCUUCCAGGCAGGCAUUCGACAGUCUACUGCAGUUUAUCUAUUAUGGAGAUGUGACCAUGCCCCCAGAGGAUUCCUUGUACCUCUUCCCUGCUCCCUCUUUCUAUGGAUUCACAAACAAUAGAUUGCAGGCCUAUUGCAAGCACAACUUGGAGAAAAAUGUCUCUGUUCAAAAUGUUGUACAGAUUUUAGAGGCUGCUGACAAGAUUCAAGCUCUAGAUAUGAAGAAACAUGCACUUAGGUUGAUUGUACAUCACUUCCCAAAGGUUGCUAGGCAACCAGAACUAGGACGACUGAAUAAAGACAUGCUGCUGGAAAUCAUUGCUGCUGUAGCAGACGACAGGCGAGAAUCCAGCAUGAAGCACGAUUUCUCUUCCAACAAAACUGGAAUAGGAUUAGAAGAGUGUCUGGAAAUUUUAAAACUUGUCUGCAGUGAAUCUGUAGAUGGAAGCAAAAGGAACGAGGCACCAAAACCAGCUGUGUCAGCCCUAGAGAGAUUGAAGGAGGAGCAGUCCUUGCCCCCCAUCAUCACAUUCUCUGAGGGUCUGGAUAAUAUGCUAGGAGGAGGGGUGCCUCUUUGUAAAAUCACAGAGUUUUGUGGAGCUCCUGGAGUUGGAAAAACUCAAAUGUGCAUGCAGAUAGCAGUAGAUGUGCAGAUCCCUAGCCAGUUUGGGGGUCUCCAAGGAGAGGCUGUGUAUAUUGACACGGAGGGAAGUUUUAUUGUGGAGAGAUUAGUGGAUAUUGCAAAAGCAACAGUAGACCACUGUAAUGAAAUGGCAAGACUUGAAGGAUUUAAAGAAGGUGAGAUAACAGUGGAGUCUGUCUUGUCUGGAGUCCACUUCUACAGAUGCCAUGACUAUGUAGAGCUGCUGGCAACUGUCCACCUCCUACCAGAGUUCAUAAAAAAACAUCCAAAAAUCAAGGUUGUCCUUGUGGACAGUGUAGCUUUCCACUUCCGCCACGACUUCGAUGAUCUGUCGUUAAGGACCAGGCUCCUCACUACCAUGGCGCAGAGUUUUAUCAAACUGGCGACAGAGUUCAAGAUAGCAAUUGUUUUGACCAAUCAAAUGACUACAAAAUUCAGUCCAGGAGAAGACUCUCGUCUCGUUCCUGCUCUUGGAGAGAGUUGGGGCCAUGCGAGUACCAUUCGUGUCAUUCUGUACUGGGAGGGACAGAAAAGAUGGGCCUGGCUGUACAAGUCCCCCAGCAAAAAGGAAAGCAGGGUGCCAUACCAAAUCACUAUGGGUGGAGUAAGAGAUAUAGUUACAUUCCCAGCUGAUAAUUCCAAUGAUCAGAGUGAUGAUGAGCCCUCCUCCAAGCGACAAAAAGUUCAGGUGACUUUGGUUCUGCGGGAGGGGCCUCAGCAGGCUCAGUUUCUGGAAGUUCCGGAGCUUCCUCCGUGGGAACAUCUAUCUCUGCUGGGGUCUCACCAGCUUACAGAGAUUGAUGGCAUUUUCAGCAGAGCGGUGCUCAUGAGCGCUCACCAGAAUCGCCUAUACCUGCAACACAAAUUUUGGCAAGCCCUCACGAGCACCCACUCUGCUGAACAUGCCUCAGAGUACAGUUAUUCCACGGCCGCAGGAGGGCUGCGCAGGGCUAUCAACAGCAAGGCUAUACAGGAUAUGACCAGAGUGCUUAUGGACAACAAGCAGGGCAGACUGCUGGUGCACAGAGCACAGGCUAUGGACAGCAACCAGCUGCUCAGUCGUAUGACACCUCGGGGGGUUAUGGAGGUCAGCAGUAUGGACAACAGCAACAGAGUGGAUAUGGUCAGCAAGGAAGUAUGUUAUCAGACCCAAUCCCAAGGAGGCGCAGGGUCAUAUGGGGGUCAGAGUGGGGGAUACGGCGGUGGUUAUCAGGCCCAAGCAGCGGGUGGUGGGUCGUAUGGUGGGGGACAGAGUGGGGGUCAGGCCGGCGGCGGCUAUGGAGGGGGACAACAGUCCGGGGGUGGUUAUGGAGGAGGAGGAGGAGGUUAUGGCUCUCAGGAUAACUACAGACAAGAGAGGGGCGGGGGAUAUGGUGACAGAGGGGGCAUGAGAGGUGGUCGUGGGGGCGGAGGAAGAGAUGGCGGUGGCUAUGGUGGUGGUCGAGGAGGUUUCAGCAAAUUUGGUGGAGACAGGGGCAGAGAUGAUCGUGGAGGUGGUGGUGGUGACAUGAUGGAAAUGGUAGACACAAUCUUCGUAUCUGGAUUACCAGAGGAUAUUGAUGAAGAUGGUCUAGUCCAACACUUUGGCAGCAUCGGUGUUAUAAAGACUGACAAGAGAACUGGUAAACCAAAAGUUUGGAUCUACAAAGACAAAAACACUGGUAGGCCAAAAGGAGAAGCCACAAUCACUUAUGAUGACUGUGAAACAGCCAAGGCAGCUAUCAACUGGUUCAAUGAGAAAGACUUUGGUGGCAACACAAUAAAAGUGGAGAUUGCCACUAGAAAGAUGAACACAAACUUUGGUGGAGGUCGCGGGGGCGGAGGACGAGGUGGUAGUUUUGGUCGCGGUGGUAAUGGAGGAGGAAGAGGUGGACGUGGAAGUUUUGGUGGUGGUGGAGGAGGAGGGGGAGGAAGUGGAGGUGAAGGUGGAAGAGAAGGAGAUUGGAUCUGCCCCAAUGAGCAAUGUGGAAACAAUAACUUUUCAUGGAGAAAUAACUGCAACAGAUGUAAUGCCCCUAGACCAGGAGGUGGAGGCGGAGGAGAUGAUGAUGGUUUCCGUGGGGGACGGGGUGGAAUGAGAGGUGGUCGUGGUGGAUUCGACAGAGGUCGUGGUGGUGGUGGGGGAUUUGGCGGUGGCCGUGGUAGAGGAGGUGGAUUUGGUGGUGACCGAGGCCGUGGAGGCGGAGGUUUCCGCGGAGGACGAGGUGGUGGAGACAGAGGAGGCAGAGACAGGGGAGGUGGCAUGGGUGGUGGCCGACAAGACAGAAGACCGAAGCCAUAUUGAUCUGGAGUGUAAUGGUCACCUUGCAUUUUGAUGAACAUUGUCGUGUAAUCAUGUCUCAUUUUAUUUGCAUUGUUUUAAUUUUUCAUCCUUUUAAAAUGCUGACACAGUCCUUAUUCUGCCAUUGUUAAUAAAUCAUGUCAUGUAUGUUG